Andrographis paniculata is the source of this 1842-nucleotide messenger RNA. RefSeq lists its product as uncharacterized. The transcript has 14 exons. Gene Ontology annotation, cellular component: nucleus; cytoplasm. The record is from RefSeq and is a predicted model, not a curated record. Bases 285 to 1610 code for a protein of 441 amino acids. Gene Ontology annotation, biological process: signal transduction; peptidyl-serine phosphorylation; endocytosis. Lineage: Eukaryota; Viridiplantae; Streptophyta; Magnoliopsida; Lamiales; Acanthaceae. Gene Ontology annotation, molecular function: ATP binding; protein serine/threonine kinase activity.
AUAUACACGUAUUAAUGGUGGUGUGGUGAGGUGUGAAUUGGGGAUGAAUAAUGGUAGCCAUGAUUGGUCCUUCCUCUCCCCUCCUAAGCUAUAAGGUGUAGAUGCAACCAAACAAAAUCUGCUAACCCAUCGAUCGGAUCGAAGCGCAAGCAGGCGCGGAUGAAUUCUUCCUGACUUCUAUGAAAUGUCGAAUCCCCCUCCUUAGUUUCUUCCCAGACAAUUCUGCAAUCUUCGGCUUGAUUUGAUUUGGGGAAAUCUGGGGUUUUAAUUUCUGCGGAAACUGGAUGGAGCCUCGCGUGGGGAAUAAGUUCCGCCUUGGCCGGAAAAUUGGGAGCGGCUCGUUUGGAGAGAUCUAUUUAGGUACGAAUACUCAGACGAAUGAGGAGGUUGCUAUUAAGCUCGAAAAUGUGAAGACGAAGCAUCCGCAGCUACUGUAUGAGUCUAAGCUGUACAAAUUACUUCACGGAGGAACUGGAAUUCCUAAUGUCAAGUGGUUCGGGGUCGAGGGAGACUACAAUGUUCUUGUUUUGGAUUUAUUGGGACCUAGUCUAGAAGACUUGUUUAACUUUUGUAGUCGCAAGAUGUCUCUAAAGACUGUUCUCAUGCUCGCUGAUCAAAUGAUUAAUCGUGUUGAGUAUAUCCACUCCAAAUCUUUCCUCCAUCGAGAUAUUAAGCCCGACAACUUUCUCAUGGGCUUAGGAAGGCGUGCAAAUCAGGUUUACGCCAUUGAUUUUGGACUUGCCAAAAAAUAUCGAGACUCCUCAACUCAUCAACAUAUUCCAUAUAGAGAGAAUAAGAAUUUGACUGGAACAGCUAGAUACGCGAGCAUGAAUACUCAUCUCGGCAUUGAACAAAGCCGUAGGGAUGAUCUAGAAUCACUUGGAUAUGUUCUCAUGUACUUUUUAAGAGGAAGCCUUCCUUGGCAGGGAUUGAAAGCUGGAAACAAGAAACAGAAGUACGAGAAAAUUAGUGAAAAAAAAGUUUCUACCUCCAUAGAGGCGCUGUGCCGUGGUUAUCCCACUGAAUUUGCUUCGUACUUUCACUACUGCCGUUCACUUAGAUUUGAAGAUAAACCGGAUUAUGCUUAUCUUAAGAGAAUUUUCCGUGACCUGUUUAUUCGCGAAGGCUUUCAAUUCGACUAUGUAUUUGACUGGACUAUCUUGAAAUAUCAGCAGUCGCAGCUUGCCAAUCCUCCAUCCCGCGCCCUUGCAAUUGCUGCAGGGACAAGUAGCGGAAUGCAACAUGCUAACAAUGACAAGCAAUCAGGCGGCGAGGAUGGCAAGGGCGCUCGAACAAGGAAUCCUUUGAAUUCCGGAAACUCGUCUCAGAAAGGUCCUGCUGCAGAUGCUUCUGUGACCAAAGAACUCUCCGGUUCCAGCCUUUUCCGGAAAUUCGGGUCAGCAAGGCGACCUGGCAUCACUAUAAGCCGAGACCUGGAGAUCUCCGGGAACGAUACAGACACACUCCAGAGAAAUUCAAAUCCACCACUACCAUUAGACCCGAAGCGCGCAGGUUCUACCAGAACCCCGACUUCGAACCUAAAAAACUACGACUCUACCCUCAAGGGUAUCGAGGCCAUGAACUUGAAGGAUGAGAAGGUGCAGCAUUAGACGACAAAAAAUGUUUCUAAGCGCAUUCCCAGUGUAAAUAUCAGAACAACUGUGGAGAGUACGUGUAUGUAUACGUAUACGUAGUCUUCCCCACGGCUUACUUAAUCGACGUGGAUUCAGGAUAUAGUGAUGACAGUCGGAACAUUUAAUAACGAAGAGAUCGGUGAAAAGCAAAGAUGAGAAAGGUACGAUUGAUUCUGUGUUUUAAGAGUUAAUGAGUUUUGUUAGAUCU